This is a messenger RNA of Malassezia pachydermatis, 564 nucleotides long. RefSeq lists its product as hypothetical. Lineage: Eukaryota; Fungi; Basidiomycota; Malasseziomycetes; Malasseziales; Malasseziaceae. The record is from RefSeq and is a predicted model, not a curated record. Bases 1 to 564 code for a protein of 187 amino acids. The transcript is spliced from 3 exons. Gene Ontology annotation, cellular component: EMC complex.
AUGGGACGUGAAGCACCAACAGCCACUCUCUCGCGCCUAGCGUACCAAAAGAUUGUGUACCAUGCCGCAAAGUAUCCAUCAGCUACUAUCGUUGGCGUAUUGGUCGGUGCAGACGAGUCGAGCGUCGACGAUGUGAUCCCGCUCACGCAUCAUUGGCACACGCUCAGCCCCAUGACCGAAGCGGGCCUUGCGAUGAUCGAGGCACACUUAACAGCUUCAAGAAAACAGAUGGUAGGCGUGUACGAAGUGCCUGAACGUCUGGAUGCAACCGAAGUGUCUAGCACGACGUCGGCCCUCGCAAAGAAGAUCGGCGAAAGAACGUCUCGUACACCGAUUGCUCUUAUGGUGCGUGGUGAUGCAUUGCUGGAAUCCAAACUGGACUCUCUGCGUGCCCAGCGCGACGGAAAGACGGUGACGGUGCAAGUGCCGUCCUACGACACGCUUGUGUCGACGCUGACAGAGCAUGUGCACCAAGGCGCAUGGAAAUCGUUGGCGGAUUGGGACGAUCACCUAGAAAAUACACAGCUCGACUGGCUCGAGAAUGCGGCGAUUUCGGCCUUGUAG